AUGGCCCUGCAAGAUCGCAAGCUUCCCUUUGGGCUAAUCGAGCCCAACUCCACCAAGUACUUCGCCAGCUGUGCCUUAGGCGGCAUUAUCGGACCAACCCACACUGCCGUAACACCUCUGGACCUCGUCAAGUGCCGUCGCCAGGUCGAUCCCAAGAUUUAUUCCUCCAACAUCUCUGCAUGGCGCUCCAUCUUCGCCAAGGAAGGCCUGCGCGGCGUCUUCUUCGGCUGGUCGCCCACCUUCCUGGGCUACUCGUUCCAGGGCGCCGGUAAAUAUGGCCUCUACGAGUAUUUCAAGCAUCUGUACGGCGAUCAGCUAUUCCCACAAACCAACCGCACCUUUGUCUUCCUGGGCGCCUCCGCAUCUGCCGAGUUCUUCGCCGAUAUGGCGCUGUGCCCGCUUGAGGCCAUCAAGGUCCGCAUGCAGACGACUCUACCGCCCUAUGCGAACAACUUGCGCGAGGGGUGGAGCCGUGUUGUCACGAAGGAGGGGAUGGGCGGUCUCUAUAGGGGGCUGUACCCAUUGUGGGCUCGUCAGAUCCCCUACACCAUGACCAAGUUUGCGACUUUCGAGGAGACGGUGAACCAGAUCUAUAAGUAUCUGGGUAAGCCCAAGGAGAGCUAUGGCCAGAUGACCCAGACUGGUGUGAGCUUCCUGGGUGGAUACAUUGCCGGUAUCUUCUGUGCGGUUGUCAGUCAUCCGGCCGAUGUCAUGGUGAGCAAGUUGAACGCCGAUCGACAGCCUGGUGAGGGUGCCAUGAAAGCUGUCUCUCGAAUCUAUGGCAAUAUCGGCUUCUCAGGCUUGUGGAAUGGCCUGCCAGUCCGUAUCGUCAUGCUGGGCACACUGACUGGCUUCCAGUGGUUGAUCUAUGACUCGUUCAAGGUCUUCCUGGGUCUCCCCACCACUGGUGGACAUUAG
Molecule: messenger RNA, 918 nt
Organism: Penicillium canariense
Lineage: Eukaryota; Fungi; Ascomycota; Eurotiomycetes; Eurotiales; Aspergillaceae
Product: putative mitochondrial phosphate transporter Pic2
Exons: 4
Coding region: 1-918 (305 amino acids)
Biological process (GO): mitochondrial phosphate ion transmembrane transport
Cellular component (GO): mitochondrial inner membrane
Molecular function (GO): phosphate transmembrane transporter activity
Source: RefSeq, a predicted model, not a curated record